Blepharisma stoltei is the source of this 1155-nucleotide messenger RNA. The record is from the annotation of a GenBank genome assembly. NCBI's taxonomy places the organism in Eukaryota, Ciliophora, Heterotrichea, Heterotrichida, Blepharismidae.
AUGUCUGAGUUUACUGCAAUCCCACUGACUCCUUCAAAAAUUCUUAACUUCACAGGAAGAGUCCUAGGAAAUGCAAUUUGUCUUGGAAGAAGAGAAAACGUAUAGCUUAUUCAGAAUGAUAUACUAGUAGUCGGAAACCUAGAUGGGACUUUAUGCUUAUUUUUAUUUGAUAAUGAAGAGCCUUUAUUAGUGGCUACAGAGGUUGGGUCGAUCUGCUGCAUAAAGAUUGAUUAUAUUUCUCUAUUAAAAGAUAUAGGAGUACUAGUCGCUACAUUAGAAGGCAAGUCUUAUAUUUUUGAGAUAAUUAUGGAUCGUAUGCUAGGUUUUACAGAAUCCUGAACUCCCAGAUAUACUCAGCAGUUAUUAUUAAAUCCUCAAUGCAUAGCUUUAUAUCAGAAUGAGGACUCAAAAAGGACGGAAUUGUUUAUAGGGACUUCUUAUGGAGUUUUCGCACAUUAUAAAAUGUCAGGGAAAGACUCUAAAGCGAGCAGCCCUUGAAAGGCAGGGAAACUUUGGACGCUUGGAAAUGAGAUCACUUCUAUUUGUAUAAGGGUAAGGGAAAGCGAAAAACAGCUAUUUUUAGGAGAGGGGGAUGGGUCAGUCCUGAUAAUUCACCCUACAAAUGAUAAUCCUGAAAGAGCUAGCAAUAGGAAUUAUAUUACUGAGGUGUGUGGAAAAGACUCCACUUAUGUAAUGGUCACGACAUAUCAAAAUUGUGUAGCUGCUGUCAAUGGGAAUGGCAAAAUAGGGUGUUUUGACUCUGUAGGGGUUUCAGACAAGCCCAGUGAAAGCUCACUGACUACUUCUAUUACAAAAAGACCUGUAUUUAUAGGCUAUCUUAACAGCCAAACCGUCGCAAUUGGGACCUCAGAUGGCUGUGUUUAUUUUGUCUCAGAAAAUAUCAGCAAUUAUUAUCGCUACGAAGAAGUCCCACAAGCUUACGCAGUCGAUAACCUCUCUACCCCUACCAUGGCCAUUGUAGCGCACUCAGGGAAUAUUGUAAUUUUCAGCUGUUUUACCUUCCUCAACAACGUUUUGCCAAGUUUUAUAGAGAACGCCCAAAAAGAAAUAGAAGAAUUACGGGAAAAAAUAAACGACAGCGAAACUUCUGCAGAAAAAUUAAUAUCAACCUAUUUGUAUAUGCCAUUAAGAUAA